AUGCUAGUGCAUCGGUUAAAAGAACUAAGGCUAGGGAAUAGAUCUUUCAAUAUUUAUCUUUCCAAAAAGAUAUUGAAAAGGCAAUACCAAGUCUUGUCAGGUACUGAUUUAGCCAGAGUUAUUAGAGAACAUGCUGCUGUUGAAAUAAAAGAUAUUCAGAAAAAAUAUCCAGAGUUUAAGCCAACACUAAAGAUUAUUCAAGUUGGUAAUAGACCCGACUCUUCCACCUAUGUCAAAAUGAAAUUAAAGGCUUCCAAAAGUAGUGGUAUCGAUUGUAUUAUCGAAAAAAUGCCUGAAGAUAUCUCUGAACCAGAAUUGCUAAGAGAAAUUACGCAUAUUAACAACGAUAAUUCUAUAAACGGCGUCUUAAUACAAUUGCCUCUGCCAAAACAUUUGAAUGAAAGUGUAAUAACCAAUAAAGUUUCUUACAAAAAAGACGUAGACGGUUUUCACCGUUUUAAUGCUGGUGAAUUGGCUAAGAAGAAUGGAUCACCAUAUUUUAUACCUUGUACUCCAAAUGGGGCUAUGAAAUUAUUGGAGGAAACGAAAAUUGAUCUGACUGGUAAGAAUGUUGUUGUUUUAGGAAGAUCUGACAUUGUUGGUAACCCAAUGGCAUCGCUAUUAAAAAGUAAGAAUGCUACAGUGACAGUAUGUCAUAGUAAAACAAAAAAAUUACCACAAUUUUUAUCAUCUGCGGAUAUAGUAAUUGCUGCAAUUGGUAAACCUGAAUUUGUUAAAGGUGAAUGGCUGAAAAAAGAUACCAUCGUAAUCGAUGUAGGUAUUAACUAUGUAUCAGAUUCUACUAAAAAAUCUGGUCUAAAAUUAGUUGGUGAUGUUGAUUUUGAAUCUUCUAAAGACAAAGCUUCAUUUAUCACACCUGUUCCUGGCGGAGUUGGUCCAAUGACAGUUGCGAUGCUAGUAAGCAAUGUUUUACAAGCUGCAAAAUUACAAUUAAAAGAAUCAGAGAAAUUACCUGAAAUUAAACCUCUAUUACUUAAAAUACAAAAACCUACCCCAUCAGAUAUUGAAAUUUCAAGAGCACAAGAACCCAAGCCAAUAGGCGUUAUUGCUGAAGAACUAAAUAUCAAGGAAAAUGAAUUAGAAUUAUUUGGUCAUACUAAGGCAAAAAUCUCAUUAUCUAUACUAGAUAGAUUAAAAACACGUAAAAACGGUAAAUACAUUUUAGUUGCUGGUAUAACACCAACACCAAUGGGUGAAGGUAAGUCCACUACCACAUUAGGCUUAGUACAAGCUCUAACCGGCCAUUUAAAGAAAAACUCAAUUGCUAAUGUUCGUCAACCUUCAAUGGGUCCUACAUUUGGUGUCAAAGGUGGUGCCGCUGGUGGUGGUUAUUCACAAGUUAUACCAAUGGAUGAAUUUAAUAUGCAUUUGACUGGUGAUAUUCAUGCAAUUUCAGCGGCAAACAAUUUAUUGGCGGCUGCUAUUGAUACAAGAAUGUUUCAUGAAUCCACUCAAAAGAAUACUGAAUCAUUUUACAACAGGUUAAUUCCUAAAAAGAAGGGAGAACGGUUUUUCACUCCUUCAAUGUUAAGAAGGUUACAGAAAUUAGACAUUGCCAAGCAAAAUCCUAACGAUCUGUUACCUGAGGAAAUUGAAAAAUUUGCAAGAUUAAACAUAAAUCCAGAUUCGAUUACAAUUAGAAGAGUGGUCGAUGUUAAUGAUAGAAUGUUAAGACAAAUUACUAUUGGUGAAUCUCCUACAGAAAAAGGUCACACAAGACAGACCGGAUUCGAUAUAACUGUUGCUUCUGAAUUAAUGGCCAUUCUUGCUCUCUCAAAGGACUUACAAGACAUGAGAACACGUAUCGGUAAUAUAGUAAUAGGCUCUAAUUACAAUAACGAGCCAUUGACUGUAGAAGAUAUAGGCUGUGCUGGAGCUCUAACUGCCUUAUUGAAGGAUGCAAUUAAACCUAACUUAAUGCAGAGUUUAGAAGGAACUCCCGUUAUGGUACAUGCAGGUCCCUUUGCUAACAUCUCUAUCGGGGCAUCAUCAGUAAUUGCUGAUAAAAUUGCCCUCAAGUUGAUGGGUACUCCUGCUAAUAUUGAUGCUGAACCAGGUUACGUUGUUACAGAAGCUGGAUUUGACUUUACCAUGGGUGGUGAAAGAUUUUUUAACAUUAAAUGUCGUACUUCAGGUUUAACUCCAAACGCUGUUGUACUUGUUGCCACUGUCAGAGCGCUGAAAUUACACGGAGGAGCACCUGAAGUCAAGCCAGGGCAGCCUUUACCAAGUACCUAUACUGAAGAAAAUGUUGACCUAGUUAAAAAAGGCGUUUCAAACUUGUGCAAACAGAUUGAAAAUGUAAAACAAUAUAAUAUCCCGGUGGUAGUUGCAAUUAACAGAUUUGAAAGUGAUACAGAAGCGGAAUUACAAGUAAUCAAGGAUGCUUCAUUAAAUGCUGGUGCUUUUAUGGCCGUGACUACGAACCAUUUUGAAGAAGGUGGUAAUGGUGCAAUUGACUUGGCCAGAGCCGUUAUUGAAGCAUCUGAGUUACCAACGGAUUUCAAAUUUUUAUAUGAUGUUAAUGAUUCCAUUGAAAAUAAACUAAAUACCAUUGUCCAAAAAAUGUACGGAGGUGAUAGCAUUGAGUUAUCUGACGUUGCCAAAGCAAAAAUUGCUCAAUACACUACGCAAGGCUUUGACAAGUUACCAAUUUGCAUAGCCAAAACACAAUAUUCACUUUCUCACGAUCCAAAAUUAAAGGGUGUUCCAAUUGGAUUUAAAUUUACGAUAAGAGAUAUUAGAGCAUCAGUUGGUGCAGGAUACUUAUACGCUUUAGCGGCAGAAAUACAAACUAUUCCAGGUCUAUCGACCUAUGCUGGGUACAUGAAUGUUGAAAUUGAUGCGGAUGGAAAAAUUGAAGGUUUAUUUUAA
Tetrapisispora phaffii CBS 4417 is the source of this 2895-nucleotide messenger RNA. RefSeq names its product trifunctional formate-tetrahydrofolate ligase/methenyltetrahydrofolate cyclohydrolase/methylenetetrahydrofolate dehydrogenase MIS1 (gene MIS1). The coding region runs from base 1 to 2895 and encodes 964 amino acids. Gene Ontology annotation, cellular component: mitochondrion; cytosol. The transcript has a single exon. Gene Ontology annotation, biological process: tetrahydrofolate interconversion. The record is from RefSeq and is a predicted model, not a curated record. Gene Ontology annotation, molecular function: methenyltetrahydrofolate cyclohydrolase activity; formate-tetrahydrofolate ligase activity; methylenetetrahydrofolate dehydrogenase (NADP+) activity. Lineage: Eukaryota; Fungi; Ascomycota; Saccharomycetes; Saccharomycetales; Saccharomycetaceae.